AUGCCACCAGAGAAGAAAAUUGAAAAACGCUUAGCUGAAAUGGUGGUGAAUAUAACAGCUCUCAAUGCUCAGUGUGACGUAGUCGAAAAAUUCAUUAAACAAUUCGACGAAGAUCGCGAUCAAUGCCAAAUUCCCGUUCGGAUUGAAUCGCUUGACCGAGUGUAUAAAGCGUUUUUGACAGUGCAGGAAGAAAUCGAGAGACUGGACGAUCCAGAGAUGCUAGAGAUUCACUUGUCUGAGAGAUCUAAAUUCGAGAACAGAUAUUGUGUGGCAAAGGGCUUUCUAUUAGCAAAGCGUAGUGACGAUGUGAACCAUACCGUGCUUAAUGCUUCUCUACCUGGUAGUGCGCCUGUCACUUCGAACUACCACCUGAGGCUACCCAAGAUAGACCUCCCAAAGUUUAGUGGCGAGUUUUCAAAAUGGCUGUCUUUUCGUGACACCUACAUAUCGAUGGUGCAUUCAAAUGUCGACAUACCCACCGUAGCCAAGCUGCAAUAUCUUCUCCAGUCGCUAGAGGGUGAAGCGCAUAAACCGUUUGAAAGCGUAGAUGUGGUAGCAGAUAACUACGCAGCCGUAUGGGACAAUUUGCUCAAGCGGUAUGAUAACAAGAGAUUUCUGAAAAAGCAAUUGUACCGCGCUCUGCACGAUUUACCCGCAAUAAAUAAGGAAUCCGCCACCGAGCUUCAUGAGCUCCUAGAUGAAUUUCAUCGUCACGUUAAGGCACUCGCUAAACUAGGAGAACCAAUUGAGCACUGGGACACUCCGCUAAUCAAUAUGCUAUCGUACAAACUCGAUCCCGCAACAAUUCGAGCAUGGGAAGAAAAGGCCAGCCAAGUGGAUGAUGAAAAUGUGAAAUUUACCGAUCUGAUAGACUUUCUAUACCAGCGGGUGCGAAUAUUGAAAUCGGUAUCUUCCGACAUACUCCAGCGUGUUCAGCUUGUUCAAUCAAAGGUGGCCGGCAAUGUUCACGCUCCGAAGAAGUUUUGA
This is a messenger RNA of Sabethes cyaneus, 987 nucleotides long. RefSeq lists its product as uncharacterized. The transcript has a single exon. The coding region runs from base 1 to 987 and encodes 328 amino acids. NCBI's taxonomy places the organism in Eukaryota, Metazoa, Arthropoda, Insecta, Diptera, Culicidae. The record is from RefSeq and is a predicted model, not a curated record.